Messenger RNA from Prunus armeniaca (apricot), 1266 nucleotides. The record is from the annotation of a GenBank genome assembly. Lineage: Eukaryota; Viridiplantae; Streptophyta; Magnoliopsida; Rosales; Rosaceae.
AUGGCUCCAUCUGAAGCAGAAGCUGUGUUCAAGAUCAUGGACUCCAUGUCCUCUGAUCAAAACUGGAGAAUUUCCCAUCCUAACCCUUGUCAGCCAGGCUCAUCCUGGCCUGGAAUUGAGUGCAAAGUAGGAAACGACAACUACCUACACGUCUCCAGGCUUGACUUUGGCACCCCACCAAAUCCAACUUGCAAAAAAACAGCUACAUUUCCUUCACAAAUCUUUGCUCUCCCAUAUCUUCAAUCUGUGUUCUUCUUCAAUUGUUUCACUCACACCAAAACCACUCUUUCUGUUCCACAAAACAGAGCCUCCCCUGCUUCAUUUCAACAGCUCAGUCUCCGAUCUAACCCGGCACUCGUUGGCCCAAUCCCACCUCAAAUUUCAACACUCAAGUCCCUUGAAAUCCUCACGUUGUCUCAAAACCGCCUCACUGGCCCAAUUCCAUUGGAGAUUUUCAGCUUGGGCAGUUUGGUACACCUUGAUUUGAGCUACAAUAUGCUCACAGGCACUAUCCCAUACCAGCUGGGCAGUCUCAGAAACCUUCAAGGCCUUGAUUUGAGCUACAAUAUGCUUACAGGGCCCAUCCCAAACACAAUUGGCCAACUGGGUUUGCUUCAAAAAUUCGACUUCAGCUCAAAUUCACUUACUGGGGGCAUUCCUGAUGGCAUUGAGAAGCUCAGUUUAUUGGUUUUCAUGGCUCUGAGCAACAACAAAUUGGGUGGGCAAUUUCCAAAAGGUCUGGAAAAAUUGCAAAGCUUGCAGUAUUUAAUUUUGGAUGGCAACCCAAUUCAUACACCUCUGCCACUAGAGUUCGGUAAGUUGGUGAAACUUCAAGAACUCAGGCUUGCUGAUUCUGGGUACUCUGGCACAAUACCAGAAAGCUUUUCACAGCUUAAGAAUUUAAGCACUUUGUCGUUGCAGAACAACCGUUUAACUGGUGAAAUUCCGGUUGGUUUUGGCAGUCUCUCACAUAUAUACCACAUGAAUCUGAGCAGAAAUAUGUUGGGGGGUGUUGUGCCUUUCAACUCAAGUUUCUUGAAGAGGUUGGGAAGAAAUUUGGAUCUUAGUGGAAACCCAGGUCUUUGUUUGAGUCCCUCUGAGGCACACAGUUUGAAGAUUGGAGUUGAUGUUUGUGGAAAGAAUAACAAUGCGUCUUCUAUCCAGCCCUGGAAGAAAUCUCAAGCUCCAUCUGGGCUCUCCAAGCCAUUGUUCCUAUUUACUGCUUUAUGUGUUUGGGGAUUGCAUCAAAUGUUGUCUCUGGUAUGA